UUUCUCCAGGAAAAACAUGCACGUUUGUUAAAAGAUUUAUUGAACAGACAAGAUGAGGAGGAUGCCUCGUCCUAUUUCAAGAAACAAUUGCAUUGUUUAGGUAAGGUAGUGGAAGACCAGUCAACACCAGCUGCAAUUAAAUACACAAGAGAACAUCUAGAAGAAGAUUAUGACAUUCUGAUGUAUGCCUUUAAGGAACUCCAAGAAGCAAAGGCAUAUAUCUAUAUUCAGCUGUCGAUGACCCAGUCAGAUACAGACAAGGCUUUGGCAGAAUCCAAAAAGCAGGGAUAUGACAAGUAUCAGAUAGUUCAACCAGGUGAUGUGAAAGAAAUGUUGCUGACUUCAGAAAAACAGUUCACCAGGCAACAACUAAAGGAUCUCCAAGAAAAACGUGCAUUUUUGCUGAAGAAAUUGUUGAUUGGUAAAUGUGUGGAUGAUGAGGUUUUGACAGACUCCAAGAAUCAAAAUCAUC
Molecule: messenger RNA, 472 nt
Organism: Candidula unifasciata
Lineage: Eukaryota; Metazoa; Mollusca; Gastropoda; Stylommatophora; Geomitridae
Source: the annotation of a GenBank genome assembly